UUCAUUGAAGCAGUCAGUGCUGCCAGAAGCAGUUUCUCCAGCCUUAUAGAGCUCUCCUUCUAACGCAUUUUAACCACAUUUACAAGGUGAAUCCGUCGCUCUCUUUCGUCGUUUUUCACUUUUUAACACAGUUGUGCCGCAGCUGUCGAAACAGUCCCUGUGAUGUGUGUUUACUCACCACAGACUCCAGAAUGAGUAAAAACAGCAAAGUGUUGAACCUGAAGGAUAAAAUCAGUGGGAAUGAAGUGGACCUGAGCUUGUGUAAUCUCACUGAGGUGCCAGUCAGGGAGCUGGCCCUGUUCCCCAAAGUAACAGUUGUGGACUUAUCUUGUAACAACAUUACCUCCCUUCCUCCAGAGUUCUGCAACCUGACCCACCUAGUGAAGGUAGAUCUGAGUAAAAACCAGCUGAGCAGUCUGCCAGAUGACAUGGGGAACCUGAUGAACCUUCAGCAUCUAGAUCUGUACAACAAUAAGCUGACAAAUCUGCCAGUGAGCUUCUCUCAGCUCAGGAGUCUCAAAUGGUUGGACCUAAAGGAUAACCCACUGGAGCUUGGCCUGGCCAAGGCAGCAGGAGACUGUCUGGAUGAGAAACAGUGCAAACAGUGCGCCACUAAGGUUCUGCAGCACAUGAGAGCCAUUCAGGAGGAGGUCGAUCAUGCUCGAGAGAAACGACUUUUAAGAGAAAAAGAGCUGGAGAGGAAGAGGGAGGCGAAGCAGAGGGAGCGGGAGGCCAGAGAGAGGGAGGCUCGCAAACGGGAAAAGGCAGAGGAGAAGGAGAAGAGGAGGAAAGAGUACAAUGCUCAGAAGGCAGCACUGGCUGCACAAGAGCAACAGAAGAAGAAAAGUGAGGAGAAGAAGAAGAAGAACGGACAGGCAGCAGCAGAUAAAAAGGUCGCUGUGGAGUCUAAGCCUAAACCUCGCCGUUCUGUCAUUGGUCUGAUCUUCAAGCUCCUUCUGCUGCUGCUCGUGGGAUUGGCCGGAGUCGCCGCUGUCUGUCGCCUGACUGACCUGCAAAAGGAAGCUUUCUGUCUGCCGAUAAACGCCGCAGUGGACGACGGCCUAUCCUGGGCCAAAGAGCAGCAGGUUGUGCUCAGACAGCUGGUGCAGAAUCUGUCGACUGCAGCGAAAGAGCUUCUCGAAUCCACACAAACAUCUAAGAACUAAAUACUCAUGCCUCCAUCAAAGCUCAGAGUUCCAGGUUUUCCACUAUCACCUGUGAACCAAGGGAUUUUGUUUGUUUGUUUUUUAAAUAUGAGAAAUCAUGAGUCUCAUUAAAGUGGGUAACCCUG
This is a messenger RNA of Neolamprologus brichardi, 1291 nucleotides long. It is a transcript of the gene lrrc59, whose product is annotated as leucine rich repeat containing 59. NCBI's taxonomy places the organism in Eukaryota, Metazoa, Chordata, Actinopteri, Cichliformes, Cichlidae. The record is from RefSeq and is a predicted model, not a curated record. Gene Ontology annotation, molecular function: protein binding.